AAGUUCUGUAUCCUAUUUUAUAUCAUUCUAGCGCUGUAUAAGCAUUAGUCGGACUUGUCAAUACAUUGCGUAAGUACAUGCAAUCUCAGGCCUCACGCGACAAGCAUAGGAGACGUCAUGCGCUUUAUCCAGACCUUCACGCUAUGUCAUUAACAUUUUGCAGAUAAUUGAAAAGAAGAGGCACUCAACAUCAUCAUCCUGCAGAGCUAGAGCAAGACAGUUACCUCCAUCCACCGGACUAUCACAUAUCAACGCCCUCUAAGAUGUCACGGAAACAUUUCUUCCCUAACCCCGAAGGGGUAGUGGUCCACAUGCUCCAAUCGCUUGUAACGCGAAAUCAACACAUGGCACUCGACGAAGCUAAUCGCGUCGUCUACAACCUCUCGCACCCGCCGGACCAGGUCACCAUCGUCUCCGGCGGCGGCUCCGGUCAUGAGCCCGCCUGGUCAGGUUUUGUCGGCGAUGGCAUGUUAUCCGCUGCUGUGUGCGGUGAUAUUUUUGCGUCCCCAUCGACUAAGCAGAUCAUGGCUGGGAUAAGAAACGUGCCAUCGAACGAGGGGGUUAUACUUUGUAUCACGAAUUACACAGGAGACAUGCUGCAUUUUGGGCUGGCGAGGGAAAAAGGGCAAGCUCUAGGAUACAAGGUUGAUGUUGUUUGUAUGGCUGAGGAUGCAGCGCUAGGGAGAGAAAAGAGUGGGAAGGUAGGACGGAGAGGGUUGGCAGGGAAUCUGCUCGUCAUCAAGCUCAUCGGCGCUGCAUCACAAAAGGGCUGGGCUUUUGAGCGAUGUAGAAAGAUUGGAGAGUUAGGCAACUCAGAGUUGGUGACUAUCGGAACGAGCCUGGAUCACUGCCAUGUUCCUGGACGAGAAGCGUUCGAAUCAGUGGCAGAUGAUGCUUGUGUGCUGGGAAUGGGCAUUCACAACGAACCAGGCCUGAGAACAAUAUCACCCAUACCAAGCCCAGAAGACAUUAUCAAGGAGAUGUUGAGAUAUCUAUUAGACCCGAGCGAUUCCGACCGCGCUUUCGUUACUUUCUCGCCUUCAGAUAACGUCGUAAUGCUCGUCAACAACUUUGGCGGGCUGUCCAAUCUCGAAUUCGAUGGCAUGGUGAACAUCGCCCUACAAGUGCUGAAGCGCGAUUGGAAAAUUGUGCCAACGAGGAUCUACGCCGGCAUAUUGGAAACAUCCUUGAACGGCCAAGGUUUCUCGAUCACGUUGGGAAAUAUGUCUGGCAUGGCGAAAGCUAUGGAACUGAAGGAUGAUGAGGUUAUUGAAUUGCUAGAUGCCCCUACUAAUGCGCCCGCGUGGCCGAAGAAUGGAUAUCGACCUGUCAACGUGAGCAAGGAAUCAGAAGAGUUGAGGAACAAGGCAAAUGCCGCUGCACAGGACCAGAGCGGGCUGCAAAAGGGUCCAGCAACACCAUCUUCACUCAUUCCGGCAUUAAGAAAAGCCUGUAAUGCCGGUCUCGACGCUGAACCCAAGAUCACGCAGUACGAUCUACAGAUGGGCGACGGCGACUGCGGGGAAGCCGUGGCCGGCGUUUGCAAAUCCAUCCUUGCAAACAUCGAUGCCGUAGAGCCCAAUCCACCACCCAUUCUCGCGCUACUGGAAAGCAUCGGCGAGAACGUCGAAGAUGUAGGCGGCUCCCUCGGCGCUAUCCUCUCCAUCCUCGUCACCGCCUUCACCAACGCGCUCGCCAACGAAACUCUGAGAUCGAACAAAAAGCUGGAUAUUGCGUCGAUAUCGAGCGCCGCAUCCACUGCCCUGGACAACCUGAAGAAUUACACUUCUGCCCGCGAAGGCGAUAGAACGGUCAUGGAUGUUCUUAUCCCGUUCAUCAAUACGCUUACUGAGACUAAGGAUUUUGGGAAGAGUGUAAGUGUGGCGGAACAGACUGCGGAUGCGACGAAGGAUAUGAAAGCGAAGUUUGGGAGAGCCACUUAUGUUGGUGACGACGAUAAAGAAAGGAGUCGGAUUCCGGAUCCGGGCGCGUAUGCUGCGGCAGUUUGGUUGCGGGGACUCGAGAGUGGGUUUAGCGGGUCUUGAGAUGUGUGCAAGCAUGAUGGGGUACAUACAAAUGGCGAUUAUAAGGAGAAGAUGGUAUUGAACAUACAGCGUUUUAGCCGUCUGCUUAUAACAUUUAUAUCAUAGCUCAUAGUACCUACCGCCACUCACCUGUCUGACCGCAAUCUUCGCAUUACCUCCCGCAGAGCGCAGAGCGAUCAGUCUACCAAUGAAUCAAUCUAGUCCUUUU
Cucurbitaria berberidis CBS 394.84 is the source of this 2253-nucleotide messenger RNA. RefSeq names its product dihydroxyacetone kinase. Gene Ontology annotation, biological process: glycerol catabolic process. Gene Ontology annotation, cellular component: cytosol. The record is from RefSeq and is a predicted model, not a curated record. Gene Ontology annotation, molecular function: ATP binding; glycerone kinase activity. NCBI's taxonomy places the organism in Eukaryota, Fungi, Ascomycota, Dothideomycetes, Pleosporales, Cucurbitariaceae. The transcript is spliced from 3 exons. The coding region runs from base 264 to 2045 and encodes 593 amino acids.